UCAUCACUAUCAUAUGGCCUAUUGUAUGUUUGCUGCAAAUACAUCCCUGUUGUAUGGAAAGGUUUUAAUGUGAAUGUAUUUUUUAUAAAUAAAGCCGUCGCCACUGUGAGAGUAAAAUGUUCUAUGAACACAUUAUUUUGGCCAAAAAAGGUCCGCUGGCCAAGAUUUGGUUAGCAGCUCAUUGGGAUAAAAAAAUUACAAAAGCCCAUGUGUUUGAAACUAAUAUAGAAAAAUCAGUGGAAGGCAUAUUACAGCCAAAAGUAAAAUUGGCGUUAAGGACAUCUGGCCAUUUGUUGCUGGGUGUUGUGCGCAUUUAUUCAAGAAAAGCUAAAUAUUUGCUGGCCGAUUGCAAUGAAGCAUUUGUUAAAAUUAAGAUGGCAUUUAGACCUGGCAUGGUCGACUUACCAGAAGGCCACAGAGAAGCGAAUGUUAACGCCAUAACUUUACCUGAAGUGUUUCACGACUUUGAUACUGCCUUACCCGAGUUGAAUGACAUAGACAUUGAAGCUCAGUUCUCUAUAAAUCAGUCUAGAGCUGACGAAAUAACAAUGAGGGAGGAUUACGGUAGCCUGUCAAUUUCACUGCACGACGAUGGAUUUGGUGAUAUUGGAUUUGAAGCUGAAACGCCUGAAAUUAUGCGGGGAUCCUUGUCUACAAAUAUCAACGAUAAGCUUUUCGAUAGUGACGUCUUAGCAGAUAUAGAGUCAGAUGAUCCAAAUGCAAGAGGAACCCAGGCAGAAAUAUCCGGAGAUCGACUAGACGGCGAUGGCUUUGGAGAUUCGUUUGGCCAACCAGAACUCUUUGAAGACGACCUAUUUGGGGAGCCAACCCAACCAGCAGAGCAAACUAAAACCGAUACAGCUGUAGUAAACAUGCCCGAUGACUCAGAUGAUGAUGGUAUUGAUAACUUUAACAAUCUUCCUUCUCCGAGCUCAGUUGCUGACGACAAUGGCGAUAAUAACUUAAUUGAAGAGGCCAACGUGUCUGAUAGUGCGGCGUUAAAUGACUUGACGCUUGUUCCAAAUGAAGAUGAAGGCUUUGCACUGGCACCCAUUGAUGCAACUGUUUAUAAAGGCGUAACAAAGGCCAAGCGCAAGAGAAAACUUAUUAUAGACGAAAUCAAAAAUAUUUCAGGAGAAGAGAUGAAGGCUCAAUUAGCCGAUACAUCUGAUAUAUUGACCACUCUCGAUCUUGCUCCGCCUACAAAAAGACUUAUGUAUUGGAAGGAAACUGGAGGCGUUGAGAAGCUGUUUUCGUUGCCAUCCAGAUCCAUACCUGCCCGUGCCCUGUUGAAUAAUUACAAUCGACAAUUAUUAUCACAUUCAACGUCGUUAGAAGAUUUCACAAGUGUAGCGCCUAUGGAAAUCCUAGCACUGGAGUUUUAUGCUCAUGAAAACGAUACUUCGCUUAUUAUUAUAAAUAAAAAAGGGCGAAAGAGAAAGAAUGAGUUUUCUUCACUUCAAUCAUCUGACCAUAUUGCAGAUGCACUUAUCCAAAGUUUAGAAGCGCCCGAAGCUAUGAGGGAGCACCAAAAACUGUUAGGAAUAUCUGCUGUGUCGCUGGACAUUGCCACAAAAGAGCAAGAGAGCCAUGCAGGUCAAAGUGAAUCAGCCCUGUUUGAUAAUAUGAGAAGUCCAACAUUAUUAUCUCUGAAUGGCAUGGAACCAAUUUCAUCAAUUAAUGAGUUGCCAUUAACUCCAAGAAACACAAGCCAUGACAUGGGGGACGACUUUAACCACGGGGACUCGACGCCGGCUGGCCUGGAUCAUGGAGAUAUGACUCCACAGCACCAUAGCAUGGAAGAAAUUGAUAAUAUUUCGAAUCUUCCAAGCGAUAAAAUAAGCUCGCUAAUUAAUGAGGCCGAAACAGGACACAAUACGGAUGAAAACUGCUUUCAAAAGCCCAGCGAUAUUUCAACGGAUUGGAACAACUACGAUUUUCCCCCGUCUGAGGGUCAAAAUCAUAGUGAAGAACAGAUGGAGAAUGAAACGGAUGAACAAUUUGAGGAACGAGUAUUGAAUAAGAGAGCAGCUCAACUUUUUAUUGAUGUUAGAUCACAGUUCAAUAAUAAAGAGAACCUGGCGCUGUCUCAUCUAACUAUAGGGAACUCAAGGAAGCAGGCCGCUCAAAAGUUUUACUCCCUGCUUGUAUUGAAGAAAUUUAGGGUGCUCCAUAUUACCCAAUCCGCUCCCUAUGCAGAUAUUGCCAUCACAAGAGGACCAACAUUUGAGAAUCCAAAAAUGUAAUAAAAUUAUUUUAAGAAUGCAAA
Messenger RNA from Drosophila pseudoobscura, 2269 nucleotides. It is a transcript of the gene vtd, whose product is annotated as RAD21 cohesin complex component verthandi. The record is from RefSeq and is a predicted model, not a curated record. Gene Ontology annotation, molecular function: chromatin binding; protein binding. The transcript is spliced from 8 exons. Gene Ontology annotation, cellular component: cohesin complex. Gene Ontology annotation, biological process: sister chromatid cohesion; replication-born double-strand break repair via sister chromatid exchange. Lineage: Eukaryota; Metazoa; Arthropoda; Insecta; Diptera; Drosophilidae. Bases 117 to 2246 code for a protein of 709 amino acids.